Messenger RNA from Platichthys flesus (European flounder), 2625 nucleotides. Its product is annotated as gastrula zinc finger protein XlCGF57.1-like. Gene Ontology annotation, biological process: regulation of transcription by RNA polymerase II. Gene Ontology annotation, cellular component: nucleus. The transcript is spliced from 3 exons. The record is from RefSeq and is a predicted model, not a curated record. Gene Ontology annotation, molecular function: RNA polymerase II cis-regulatory region sequence-specific DNA binding; DNA-binding transcription activator activity, RNA polymerase II-specific. NCBI's taxonomy places the organism in Eukaryota, Metazoa, Chordata, Actinopteri, Pleuronectiformes, Pleuronectidae. The coding region runs from base 64 to 2415 and encodes 783 amino acids.
CCGGAAGUCAAAACAGCGGUAGCAGCAUUACCUCGGUGUAUGCUAGCUGUUAGCUAGAAGACAAUGGUGGUUGUGUCUCGGGUAAAUAUUCAAGUAGUUGACGGAGCAGUGAUGUCUUCGGUUCAGUGCUUGAGAGGAUUCAUCAGUGAGCGACUAACCGCUGCUGCCGAAGAAAUAUUCACAGUGUUUGAAAAAACCAUCAUCAAGUACGAAGAAGAGGUCGCUCGCCAGCGCAGACUGCUUGACGUCGUUUUGAAGCCUGAAAUAAGGCUUCACCGGAUCGAGUUCCCUCAACAGAAUGCCUGUAAUGAGGAGGAGGUUCUUACUGACCAGCAGCUCUGUAACCAGGAGAGGAACUCCAGUCUGGGGCAAGAGAACCCAGAACCAAUUAAAAUUAAAGGGGAACAGGAGGAAAUGUGCAUCAGUCCGGAGGAAGAGCAGCUCGUACUGAAGCAGGAGACUGAUACCUUCAUUCUGACUCCUGAUUCUGUGGAAAGUGAUCCCAGAGAACCAGAAUCAGAGGGUGAGCACCAGCUCCUCUCUCACAACUCUACUGUAGCUGAGAGUCAAGAUCAGAACAGAAGAAAACAUGUGGAAUCAGGAUCAACUAGCAAUGAAGAACCAAAGCCACAGAAGAGUCCUCAUGAAAACAGGAGUCAAAGUAAAAAUGUUUACAUAUCAGAGAUUACCGCUGAUACUCAGAGUAGUGGAAAUUCAUUCAAAUGUGACAAAGGUGAAGGUUUUAUGUAUAAACAUCAAAUGAAAAUACAUCUGAGAAACUACACGGGUGAGAAACCUUAUUUAUGCAAAAUAUGUCAGAAACGUUUUAUUGGGAAGGUCUACUUCAACGUCCACAUGAGGAGUCACGCAGAGCUCCCACAGCAGCAUGCCUGUAAUGAGGAGGAGGCUCUCACUGACCAGCAGCUCUUUAACCAGGAGAGGAACUCCAGUCUAGACCAAGAGAACCCAGAGCCACGACAAAUUAAAGGGGAACAGGAGGAAAUGUGCAUCAGUCCGGAAGAAGAGCAGCUCGUACUGAAGCAUGAGACUGAUACCUUUAUGUUGACUCCUGAUUAUGAAGAAAGUGAUCCCAGAGAACCAGAAUCAGAGGGUGAGCACCAGCUCCUCUUUCACAACUCUACUGUAGUUGAGAGUCAAGAUCAGAACAGAAGAAAACAUGUGGUAUCAGGAUCAACUAGAAAUGAAGAACCAAACCCACAGAAGAGUCUUCAUGAAAACAGGAGUCACAGUAAAAAUGUUUACAUAUCAGAGAUUACCGCUGAUACUCAUAGUAGUGGAAAUUCUUUCAAAUGUGACAAAGGUGAAGUUAUUAUGUACAAACAUCAAAUGAAAAUACAUCUGAGAAACUACACAGGUGAGAAACCUUAUUUAUGCAAAAUAUGUCAGAAAAGUUUUAUUGGGAUGGUCUACUUCAACGUCCACAUGAGGAGUCACGAAGGUGAGAAGCCAUAUUCUUGCAAAACAUGUGGAAAACGUUUUUCAAACUGUGGGCAUUUGAAAAUCCACACGAGAAUUCACACAGGCGAGAAGACAUUUACUUGUCAAACAUGUGCAAAACGUUUUAGAACCUGUGGGCAUUUGAAAGUCCACAUGAGAAUUCACUCAGAUGAGAAGCCAUUUACUUGCCAAACAUGUUCAAAAAGUUUUAAAACCUGUGGGCAUUUGAAUGCCCACAUGAGAAUUCACUCAGAUGAGAGGCCAUAUUCUUGCCAAACAUGUCAGAAAAGUUUUGUAACUAAUAGUACAUUGAAAAGACACAUGAAGAUGCACACAGGUGAGAAGCCAUUUCAUUGCCAAAUAUGUGGGAAUGGUUUUGGACGUAGGAGUGAUUUGAAAGUCCACAUGAGAAUUCACACAGGUGAGAGGCCAUAUUCUUGUCAAACAUGUGGGAAAACCUAUAAACGUAAGAGUGAUUUGAAAGUCCACAUGAGAACUCACACUGGUGAGAGGCCAUAUUCUUGCAAAGCAUGUGGGAAAGGUUUUGGUCAAGGGGGCCAUUUGGCAGCACACAUGAGGAGACACACAGAUGAGGAGCCAUUUUCUUGUAAAACUUGUGGGAAAUGUUUUGGACGUAGUUGUGAUUUGAAAGUCCACAUGAGAAUACACAGUGGUGAGAGGCCGUAUUCUUGCCAAACAUGUGGGAAAACCUUUGCGCGUAAUAGUGACUUGAAAAAGCAUGUGAGAACUCACACUUAUGAGAGGCCAUAUUCUUGCAAAACAUGUGGGAAAGAUUUUGGUCAACGCAGGCAUUUGGCUGCACACAUGAGGAGACACAAAGAGCCUUAUUCUUGCCGUACAUGUCAGACAAGUUUUGGAGAAAGAAGUCAAUUGAACGACCACAUGAAAACUCACACAGAUGAGGAGCCUGCAACACUUGAUAAAAGCUUCUCUUAAUUUACAACCAUGAAAAGGCAUUUCAGGUUUAAUUGUAUAUUAACAAAAUGAGGCUUUAUAUAAAUUUAGUGUUGUUGAAGAUGAUAAAUUAUCUUGUAAUGCAUGGUCAUCCUGCAACUACAGUCUGCAGGGGAGAUACAAACUCAUGUGGUAGAUCUUCUAUGUAGCUUAAUGAAAUGUACCAUAUUAAUAAACUUGUAUUUGAAUAAC